Messenger RNA from Larimichthys crocea (large yellow croaker), 6268 nucleotides. It is a transcript of the gene kif20ba, whose product is annotated as kinesin family member 20Ba. Gene Ontology annotation, cellular component: spindle microtubule; mitotic spindle; nucleus. Gene Ontology annotation, biological process: microtubule-based movement; spindle elongation; mitotic spindle assembly. Gene Ontology annotation, molecular function: microtubule binding; plus-end-directed microtubule motor activity; ATP binding. The transcript has 34 exons. Bases 171 to 5804 code for a protein of 1877 amino acids. NCBI's taxonomy places the organism in Eukaryota, Metazoa, Chordata, Actinopteri, Sciaenidae. The record is from RefSeq and is a predicted model, not a curated record.
GUGAACGCAGCAGGGGCAGAGCUUGAAGCUGAUUGGUCCGUUUCAAACUUCAGCCCGCGGCUCGGCUGUGUUGUUGUUAGCUCGACGUUAGCUCCGCGUUAGCACGGACACACUCUUCUUCUUCUUCUUCUUCUUCUGUCUCUAAUGUCCGACAGGUAACAGCCAGGAAAAUGGAACCGAGCCCGAACAACAACAACAACAACAACCACCACCACCACCAGGCGGACAGACAGGUGGAGCAGGUGCAGGUGGACGACUUGAAGAGAGACCUCUCAUCAGAGUUCAGCCCUUCACCUGACGCACAGGUAUUCACUGACGUCACACAGCAUUCCAGCAUCGAGGAGCGAGAACACCUUCAGGUCUACCUCCGCAUCCGACCGUUCACCUCAGCAGAGAGCGACAAUGGAGAGUCACAGGACUGCGUUACCAUCGAGCCGCCCGACACCGUCCUGCUCAAGCAUCCCAGCCUGUCUCUCUCCGCGAGGCUCAGCGCUGACAGAUCGCUUGCACAGACCGGACAGCGCUUCCAGUUCUCUCAGGUGUACGGUCCUGAGACGACACAGGGAGAGCUCUUUCAAGGCACCGUCAAAGAUUUGGUGAAGGACGUUCUUGAAGGGGGGAACUCUCUCGUUUUCACUUACGGAGUCACCAACGCCGGGAAGACCUUCACGUUCUUAGGCCCCGACGCCGAUGCCGGUAUCCUGCCCAGGUCUCUCGACGUCAUUUUCAGCAGCAUCGACGAACGAGUUUUCACCGAGACGACCGUCAAACCUCACCGCUGCCACGAGUUCACGAGGCUGAGCCGGACGCAGCAGGCCGAGGAGGCGGCAUUCAAGAGAAACCUCUUCAGGCAACUCAAAGAGAGCGAGAAGAGCAACAUCAGCCUCCUGAACUCGACCAAUAAGACUCUCCUCGAAGGCUCCUCCAUGCUCGGCAUGACCGUCACGGCAGAGGACCGAAUCAGCCUGGAGGCAGAGGCGCACACUAAGUUCUCUGUUUGGGUUUCUUUCUGUGAAAUCUACAACGAGAACAUUCACGACCUCCUGGAGGCGGUGCCCAGCGGAGCCCCGAGGAGAACUGCACUGCGUUUGUCGCAAGACGUGAAGGGCAACGCCUUCGUGAAAGAUCUGCGGUGGGUUCAGGUGAACAGUGCAGAAGAGGCGUACAAGGUGAUGAAGCUGGGCAAGAAGAACCAGAGCUUCUCCUCCACCCGACUCAACCAGCUGUCCAGCAGGAGCCACAGCAUUUUCUCCAUUCGCAUCUUGAGGAUUGAAGACAUCGGCACUCCGAGGGUCCACACAGUCAGCGAGUUGAGUCUGUGCGACCUGGCCGGCUCGGAGCGAUGCGCCAAGACCCAAAAUAAAGGCGAGCGUCUGAAAGAGGCGGGCAACAUCAACACGUCGCUGCUCAUCCUGGGAAAAUGCAUCAACGCUCUGAGACACAAUCAGCAGGCCAAGCUGCUGCAGCAUGUUCCCUUCAGAGAAAGCAAGCUGACCCACUACCUGCAGGGCUUCUUCUGCGGUCGAGGUAAAGCCUGCAUGAUCGUCAACAUCAACCAGUGCGCCUCCAUGUACGACGAGACCCUCAACGUCCUCAAGUUCUCUGCUGUGGCACAGAAGAUUGUGGUUCUGUCCACCAGGCCCGUUCCCUCCACGUCCCAGAGGUCCGCCAGUGAGGUAUCGUUCAUCAUCGACAACGCUGAGAGGAAGGCUCUUCGGGGCAGCAGGAGGAGCUCCCUGAUUGGCUGGGAUAGUAGCCUAGAGGAUGUACAGGAGGAUGAAGACGCCGAGUGUGAGGAAGAAAGGAGCCUGAUGGAGGACACGAUGGACCAGAGCAGCGUCGAGGAGGCCGGCGAUGAAAAUGAUGAGAAGAUUGUCAUCGGUAAAAAGAUGCACCAGAGCCAGGUGGAGCUGCUGAAGCAGCUACAGGUCCAGCUGAAGAAGGAGCGAGCGGAGGGCCUCCUGAUGGAGGCGCGAGUCAGAGAGGAGAUCAGCAGAGAGUUCUCAGAGCUCUUCUCUGAGAUGCAGACCGACUACCAUGAGCGGCUGGCGAGGGAGAGAGAGAUCCUGGAGGAGCGAGCGGAGAGGAGGCUGGAGAUCUUCAAGAACCUCAUCGACAAAAUGUCCACCGCUCGUCCCGGUCCAGAUGCACUCGCCAUGGACAAAUCUCUGGACUCCUCCGAAUUUGCAGGCAUGAAGAAGGCCGCCGAGGCUGCUCAUAAAUGUCUGUGUUCGGGCCGAGCAGGAGCUCGGGGAGACGCGAGAGGCGCCUUGGAGGAGCUGGAGAGGAAGGUGCUGGAGCUGAAUGAGCACCAGCAGAUGGUUCACAAACACAAGGGCAAAGGCGAGGACGAGGAGAAAAACAGGCUCCUCGUUCAGCUCCAGGAGAAGUCGUCGCAGGUCGCCCAGCUGGAGAAACAAGUGGGCGACCUGCAGAGGGCGCUCGAGCCGGGCGAGGAGGGGGGAUCACGUGACCGAGAGCGGCUGCAGGAGGCGUUGGCUGCCCUCGAGAAGGAGAAGAAAGGCAGAGAAGAUGCCAUCGCUGCUUUGGAGUAUCAGACUAUGGGAAAAGAGGAGGCCCUGGCGUCCUUAGAGGAGGAGCGGAAAGCAAGGGAGGAGGCCCUCGCCACGCUCGGGGAGCUGAAGAGAAACAAAGAGGAGAUGCUCGCAUCCCUCGAAGAAGAAAGACGUGUGAAUGAGAACGCGGCGGCGGCCCUCGAAGCCGAGAGGAGAGUCAAGGAAGAAGCCGUCGCAGCGCUCGAAGACGAGAAGCGAAGCAGAGACGACGUGCUCGCUGCUGAAGAGAGGAGCCGCAAAGAGGUGGAGGCGGACAGGAAGGAGAUCAGCCGGCUGGUUGAGGAGACGGAAAAGAGGCGACAGGAGGGCGAGGCACUUCGACAGGAAGUCAGAGAGCUGACUGACAAACUGGAAGCCUCAAAGCGGCAGGUGACUGCGGAGACGGAGCGAGCCGAACGAGUGUUAGCCCAACUCCAAACUUCUCAGGCACAACUGGACAAACUCUCCGAGGAGAUCCAGGAGAAAACGUCCCUGAUCCACACCCUGACGCAGGAAGUUCAGACCCUGAAACAGGAGGUGCAGACCUCGGGAUCAUCCAGAGGUCUCAACGAUCUUCGUCUGUCAGAGCUUCAGAAGAAUCUGGCCGAGGAGAAGGAGAAACACGAGAGCACGCUCGCACAAAUGUUGGAGCUGCAGCGUGAGUUAGCGCAGGCAGAAGAACAGCUGGCGCAGAAACAGCAGAUCUCCGAGCAGCAGCUGGAGAAGCUGAAUCAACAAGAAGUGGCUUCAAAACAUCAAGUUGAAGAGCUGAGGAAGAAGCUUCAGGAGCAAGAGGAGCAAUCGCAGCGACCGCUGGAGGAGCUCCGAUCAGAGCUCGAACGCCAACAACGCGCUUCCAAAGAAGAGGUCGAACAGCUGAGAGCGAAACUCGAGGAAGCCUCAGAGAAGCAGCUCAACGAGAAGCAGCAGCUGGAGGAGUUAAAACACAAACUGAGCGAGCAGGAAACGACCUCCGGCAAACUUUUAGAUGAUCUCAAGCUGAAGCUCAGCGAGCAGGAGCAAACUGUCGAGCUGCUCAGGGCUGAAGUGGAAGAAGCUCGACGUUCGUCCAGCUCUGCUGAAGAUCUCAAGAGGUUGAACUCCGAUCUCCAGAGCGAGGUCGCAUCCCUGAAGGCGAAGGUCUCCACCCUGGAAGGAACUGAGGAGGCCGCCAGCAAAACGGACGUUCAGCUGGAGGAGAAGCUCGCAGAUCUGCAGAAACAGCUGCAGGAAAAGGCCACGCAGGUAACGUCGCUGCAGAAGAGCCUGCAGGAGGCGCGAGAGCGGCAGGAGGAGGAGGAGAGCCAGGCGGUCCAGGAGGCCCGGCGCAGGGAGGUGGAGAGGCGCAGGGAGCUGCUGGCUGUGGCACAUGAAGCCAUCGCUCAGAAAGACGCAGAGCUGGAGAAGAAAGCUGAGGAGAUCAGCAGACUGAAGGAAAACGCCAAGCAGGAGUCGGAGAAAGCCAAGCGCCUCAGCCUCGACCUUCAGAGGAAAGAGGACGACACGUCAGACCUCCGAGAGAAACUGGCCGACUACAAGAAGCAGAUCCAGCAGGUCCAGAAGGAGAUCUCGACCAUGAGAGAAGAGGAGAAGAGUUUGAGGCAGAAGCUGUGCGACGUGGAGAAAGUGAAGAAGCAGCUUCAGGCCGACGUCGCCAACAGAGACCGAACCAUCCAGCAGCUCAGAGCGGAACAAUCAUCUGAAACCAAGUCUGACCAGACGCUCUACCAGAAGGCCUGCAAAGACCUGGAGGCGAAGGAGCGUGUGAUGGAGGACAUGCGUUUGGCUCUGACGGAGCAGGAGGAGACGCAGGACCAGAUGGAGCAGGUCUUGGAGGAGAAACUGAACCUGAUCCAGGAGCUGUCCGGCGAGGUGGACAAACUGAAGGCGAUGCUGCUGCAGCAGGACCGUGGGAACAACACGCGCCAUCAAGUCGACGAUCCGUCAGAUGAGCUCAAAGCGGCCAAACAGGAAGCUGCCCAGGCUCAGGAGAGCUUGAAGCUCUUUACAGACAAGCACCAGGCCGAGCGUAAGAAGUGGCUGGAGGAGAAGCUGUCCCUGAUCGGACAGGCUAAAGAGGCCGAGGACAAGAGGAACCAGGAGAUGAGGAAGUUUGUCGAAGACAGGGAGCGCUACAAUCGACAGCAGAGCCAGCUGGAGUCCAUGUCGUCCGAGCUGGCCGAGAAGGAUCAGACCAUGGAGAGGUGGAGGAAGGAGAGAGACACUCUGGUCGCAGCGCUGGAGGUCCAGCUGCAGAAGCUUCUCUCCAGCCAGGCGGAGAAGGACAAACUCAUCCAGCAGCUCCGGCAGAAUAACACAGAGCCGCCACAAGAGAGCGGCGGUGAUGGCGGCGUCGUGGCAGAGCUGCAGGCUGCUCUGUCCGAGAAGGAGGCCGAGAUCCGUCGACUGAAGGAAGAGCUCGAGGCCUCGACAGCCGAACAAGAGGAGGCGGUCACUCAGACUAAAUGCACGGAGAGUCCUGCUAUUGUGGUCGAGAAACCCCAAAAUGAAGCCGUUAACAGGAAGUCAGGAGGAAGGCGGGACACCAGAGUGUCAGUCAGCAGUCAGGGCUCAGCUGGCUGUCCGUCCGUGCUCGACUCCUCUGAGAUCUCCACGGAGAACGGCAGGGCGAGCCGCUUCCCCCGGCCUGAGCUGGAGAUCUCGUUCAGCCCCCUGCAGCCGAAUCGGAUGGCUCUGCGACGGCAGGGAGAGGAGAACUCCGUCACCGUCAAAAUCACCCGCUCGGCACGCAAGAGGAAGAGCGGAGAGAUGGAGAAGUCUCAUAUUUUCAGGAGGAGUAAACGAAGAACGACACGAGAGGAAGAGGUGGAGGCAGAGAACAGACGGAACACGAGGACCAAACUGACGCCAAAGCUGACCCCACACCGAGAGGAGACCUCCUCCCCGGCGGGAAGCCACGGCUCGCAGAGCAGCAUCCGCAGCAGAAAGGAAGGAGCGCUGCAGAAGAUCGGAGACUUCCUGCAGAGCUCCCCCACGCUGCUCGGCACGAAAGCCAAGAAGAUGAUGAGUCUGGUGAGCGGUCGAGGCGAUGCAGACUCAGCAGCCUCCUCUUCAUCCUCUUCAUCUCUCAGUCUGAGAGCCAAGAAGAACAAACGGAAGCUGUACAGGCCUGAAAUCUCCUCACCGAUGGACAUGCCGCCACACCCGAUCCUCAGCAGAGAGCCGGAGGAGAAAGAGAGCGACCACCUGAUCAUCAAGAGGCGGCUUCGCUCCAGGAUGGCCAAAUGAUGAUCGCACACAGAAACGCGUCUUAUGUAAUCCUAUUUAAUCUGAAGUCAACGAUAUUUAACUGUUCAUUAAUUAGAGUAGAGCAGAGGCACUAAUAUCCAGCUCGUUAUGCUGGAACUGUUUCCUGUGUGUGAGUGUGAGCGCGGCGAGCUGCUCGGACGUGAAGUCGUCAUCAGCUGUUUUCUUUAGUUUAUUUCAUCCACGUUUAACCAUCAAAUCAUAUUUUCAAAGAGUCGAACUCUAAACGUCUCUUUUUCUUUCUUUCAUGUGCAAUUUUUUAGUGACGUUUUUGUAUUUUUUGUUUAUUUUAAAAAGCCUCACAUGAACAGAAUCUUAGAUGUACUCCUCUACACUCCUCCUGCACUUUAUAUCUCUGUUCCAACACAUUUAAAGGAAACUCUAUGUUUGUAUUUGCUGGAGCUCUCCGUAGACUCGUUCAGUAAAACGUUGUUAAAGCUGCCUGA